Molecule: messenger RNA, 1330 nt
Organism: Pieris brassicae (large cabbage white)
Lineage: Eukaryota; Metazoa; Arthropoda; Insecta; Lepidoptera; Pieridae
Product: formylglycine-generating enzyme
Exons: 4
Coding region: 73-1077 (334 amino acids)
Cellular component (GO): endoplasmic reticulum
Source: RefSeq, a predicted model, not a curated record
UUUAAUCAUUAAUGUUUAUUUGGUUGUAAAUAUUUUGAGUAAAAGAAGCGGUUUUGUACUGUAAGAAUUAUAAUGUAUUUUUAUAUUUUGUUUGGUGUUAUUCUCCAAUUGAAUAGUGUUUAUAACAAGGAUAGUGAUUGUGGUUGUAAUGUAAAACGUGAAAAUCCACAACAUAAAGGCAAAGACAGCGUAUUUGGUUCUAUCUUGGACAAAGACCGGUGUCAAUCACAAUUUAAUUGUCUUGAUAAUGUUGAGCAACAUGUAAACAAUCAAAUGAUUUUAAUACCCAGAGGGUAUUACCAAGUCGGUACUGAUGAUAUAGCCAUAGAAGCAGACAAAGAAGGUCCUAAGCAUUUAGUAGAACUUAACAGUUUUUAUUUAGAUAAAUACGAAGUAUCUAACAAGGAUUUUUAUGCUUUUACGAAAUCUACUGACUAUAAGACUGAAGCGGAAACUUUUGGAGAUAGUUUUGUUUUUACACUAUUUCUAAAUAAUACGGUUAAAGAAAAAUUAAAAGACUUUCGUGUGGCCCAAGCUCCUUGGUGGUAUAAAGUGUCUAGUGCCUCUUGGUACCAUCCAUUUGGACCAGAUUCCAAUAAUUCAGAUAUAAUGGAUCAUCCAGUUAUACAUGUCUCCUGGAAUGAUGCUAAAGCAUAUUGUUCAUGGAAAGGGUUGAGACUACCCACUGAAGAAGAAUGGGAAGCUGCUUGUCGUGGAGGUCACAGAGAUACUAAAUACCCUUGGGGAGAUAAACUAUUCCCUAAUAAAAAACACAUGGCAAAUAUAUGGCAGGGCACCUUUCCUCAUUACAACUCAGCCAAAGAUGGUUAUAUUGGUACAAACCCUGUGCAUUUAUUUUCACAAAACGAUUUUGGAUUACACAACAUGGCUGGAAAUGUUUGGGAGUGGACUGACAGUGUUUGGUCAAAAGAUGCUCCCCUGGAAAAGGUUAAAAGAGGUGGAUCAUACUUAUGCCAUCUAUCCUACUGCUACAGAUAUAGAUGUUCAGCACGUUCACACAACACUGAUGACAGUUCUGCUGGAAACUUAGGUUUUAGGUGCGCAAAAUCUGCAUGAGCCUAAAUGGCUAAAUAUAUAACUGUAAACAAAUAAGUAUAACCAAUAUAAUACUACAUUUUUAUGAUAAUCAAGUUAUCAAAUAUGUAUACUAUAAGGUUUCUUGAAAGAUUCCCAAAAUUUGAUAAUAAUUAUGUAAGAUAACAUGGACUUAUAAUCUCAUGAAUAAUAAUUGCGCUUAUCAUUCCUAUGAAUUUAUGUAGUACUUAAUAUUAAACUGUUACAUUUUUUGUAUCUAGUCUUCCUGUAUUUA